ACAUAAUAUCAUAUUAACAACAUUUGUAUUUGUAGUGGUGUGUUUUAUUUAGUAAACACUUGUUAAUCGCUAUGCGAUUAUUUAUUGUUUUUUCACAGUUAUUUCUCCUUUCUGGGUAGUAAUGUGAACAACUUUUACAAACAUAGUACGUCAUCAAGCAUUCCUGGUUGGUCAGCUUUUUAACAAACGCACGAACAAAAAAAAUAUUUUUUUAUUAAUUUUACAAAAUCGCGUUCGGCUAUGUUUGGGAAAAAGUGAAACAAAAAAAAUUUAGUAAAUUAAAUAUCGUCCAGAGUUUUUGGGUUUUGGUAAUAGAAUGUUUGGUUUGAGUGAUUGUUGCGAUUGCCUUCAACGUAGUGGUUAUCAGCAAAUUUCCGUUGGUCAUGGUCCACGAUUUGGCGUACGGCAUAUACAAUGUAUUUUAGUGUUUUGUGGGUUAGCUGUUGCAUAUGCCCUUAGAGUUAAUUUAUCGGUGGCUAUUGUUGCCAUGACGGAUAGAAAUGCUACAAACCCAGAUUUUGAGGAAUUCAAUUGGGAUGAAAGUAUUAAAUCGUAUCUAUUAAGCAGUUUUUUCUGGGGUUAUGUCGUUACACAAGUGCCCGGCGGUUAUCUAUCGCACAAAUAUGGCGCCAAGUUUACAUUUUUAUGGGGCAUCUUAAUAUGCUCUCUAUUGGCUUUGUUAACACCAUUUUGCGCUGAAAUCGGUGGUUGGGUUUUCGUGUUGGCUUUAAGAGCUACUCAGGGCCUCUGCCAAGGCAUGAUAUUCCCAUCGACGCAUACAUUCCUUUCGAAAUGGGCACCGGCUGAAGAACGCGGUCGUUUAGUUACAUAUUGUUAUUCUGGAGCACAAUUCGGUACUGUGAUUAUGUUGACAAUAAGCGGUUUUAUAGCCUCCUCAUGGAUGGGUUGGCCUAGUAUAUUUUACAUAAGCGGUUUCGGAGGCUUACUAUGGUGCAUAUUUUGGUACUUAUAUAGCUACAGCACACCAGCUGACCAUCCUACCAUAACGCAAAAUGAAAGAAGAUAUAUUGAAACGUUUGGUCAACCCAGGAGGCAAUCUUCAGUUGGCGUCAGGAGGGAAUCAUCUACUAUGAGAACACCCUGGUGUCAGAUUUUUACUUCUGUUCCAUUCUUAACAUUACUGAUAGUGCAUUGUGCGAAUAAUUGGGGCUUUUGGACUUUAUUAACUGAGAUACCAACAUAUAUGAAAACUAUCUUAGGCAUUGACAUACGCAAUAAUGGCCCAUUGUCGGCUUUACCAUAUUUCGCUAUGACUGUUUUAGCAUUUUUAUUCAUCUUUGUCGCUGAUGUACUAAAUCGUGACGGUGCAAUGCCUUUGGCCUUUUCACGUAAACUAUUCAAUACGCUUGGCAUGUGGAUUCCUAUGGUCGCUUUAAUAGGUCUGGGUUAUAUAACUACCAGUCAAAGUACGAAAUUAGCCAUUACAUUGCUAACUGUUGCUGUGGGUGUUAAUGCAGCUACAUAUUUGGGCUUCCAAGUUAAUCACAUAGAUUUAUCACCAAAUUUUGCUGGCACCUUGAUGGGUCUUACCAAUUGUGCCGCUAACAUCAUGAGUAUUAUAGCUCCACUUACUGUCGGUCUAAUAGUCACCGAUGAGGAGAAUCCUUUACAAUGGCGUAUAGUAUUCUAUUUAACAGCUGGCUUUUAUUUUCUGGGCAAUUUACUAUUUCUUAUAUGUGGGCGCACAAGUCCUCGCACUUGGAAUUUUUCGUCAACCGAUUCCGACUCACAUUCCGAUUAUAGUUCACUGUCUAGCAAUGAUAAUCUCAAUGAAACUGAACCUUUACAGCAUCAUUCUAAUUCUUAGAUCUUAAAAUAUUUUAACCAGAAAUGCUUUUAAAGUGAAACUUCUAAACUAUUAAUGGGUGCUAAGCAUAUGAUUUUUUUUUCUCAUAUUUUCUUAAAGUUGCAAUAAGUUUAUCUAUGAUUCGGAGAAUAUAAAGAGUUAUCUAAAGUUACUUAAAUUAAAUCGAAUAUAGUCUUAUAAAGA
This is a messenger RNA of Glossina fuscipes, 2011 nucleotides long. RefSeq names its product putative inorganic phosphate cotransporter (gene MFS15). Gene Ontology annotation, cellular component: plasma membrane. Gene Ontology annotation, biological process: transmembrane transport; monoatomic anion transport. The record is from RefSeq and is a predicted model, not a curated record. The transcript has 4 exons. NCBI's taxonomy places the organism in Eukaryota, Metazoa, Arthropoda, Insecta, Diptera, Glossinidae. The coding region runs from base 317 to 1828 and encodes 503 amino acids. Gene Ontology annotation, molecular function: transmembrane transporter activity.